Molecule: messenger RNA, 3774 nt
Organism: Lepus europaeus (European hare)
Lineage: Eukaryota; Metazoa; Chordata; Mammalia; Lagomorpha; Leporidae
Gene: SYNGR1
Product: synaptogyrin 1
Exons: 4
Coding region: 51-755 (234 amino acids)
Cellular component (GO): synaptic vesicle membrane; neuromuscular junction
Source: RefSeq, a predicted model, not a curated record
CGGGCCGGCGGCGCGCGCCGAGCGGGGGGGCGCCGCGCGGUGCAGCCACGAUGGAAGGGGGUGCGUACGGAGCGGGCAAGGCCGGGGGCGCCUUCGACCCCUACACCCUGGCCCGGCAGCCGCACACCAUCCUGCGCGUCGUGUCGUGGGUGUUCUCCAUCGUGGUGUUCGGCGCCAUCGUGAACGAGGGCUACCUCAACAGCCCGUCGGAGGGCGAGGAGUUCUGCAUCUACAACCACAACGCCAGCGCCUGCAGCUACGGCGUGGCCGUGGGCGUGCUCGCCUUCCUCACCUGCCUGCUCUACCUGGCCCUCGACGUGUAUUUCCCGCAGAUCAGCAGCGUCAAGGACCGCAAGAAAGCCGUCCUGUCCGACAUCGGCGUCUCGGCCUUCUGGGCCUUCCUCUGGUUCGUGGGCUUCUGCUUCUUGGCCAACCAGUGGCAGGUCUCCAAGCCCAAGGACAACCCGCUGAACGAAGGGACUGAUGCCGCCAGGGCCGCCAUCGCCUUCUCCUUCUUCUCCAUCUUCACUUGGGCGGGCCAGGCCGUGCUGGCCUUCCAGCGGUACCAGAUUGGCGCCGACUCGGCCCUCUUCUCCCAGGACUACAUGGACCCCAGCCAGGACUCCAGCAUGCCUUACGCACCCUACGUGGAGCCCAGCAGCGGGCCGGACCCCGUCGGCAUGGGCGGCACCUACCAGCAGCCGGCCAACACCUUCGACGCCGAGCCCCCGGGCUACCAGUCGCAGGGCUACUGAGCCGCAGUGACCGCCCGCCCCCGCCUGUCCCUGCCCUGCCCUCUCCCGCCACACCCGCUCCCCCCCAGCUGCCCCGCCCAGCACCUCCGCGGGGGUGGUCAGCAUCGGGGGUGUCUGCGUGUGUGUAUGUGCCAGUGUGCUGGAGGGUAGGCGUCCAGCGGGGGCCUGGGGGCCGGGGGACUCGCAUCCACGCAUUGUGUCAUCAAGCUUUCGUGGAGCGCCCACCUUGUCAGGCCCGGGCUUGAUGGUGGUAGAAGAGGCAGGAGAGACCCUAGGAAAGGCAGGGUGAGGCGGGGACACCAUGGGGCUCACUGCCGGAGCCCUCCCGACUCACGGCGGGCCUGCUGGGAACAUCGGGGCUACCUCCACCUGGUGGCUGGGGAAGCAGACCCCAGGAGGUCACGGUCACUCGCCCAGGGGCCCCAGGCCCAGCACCUGCCUUCCUGCCCCUGGAGUGCCACCACUGAGCGUUGCUGUCUCCUGGGUGGUCUUGGGGCCCUUGGCCAGUGAGACUCCUGACUGCUGCGGGCUGUAGGAGGGCUGUGUCUCAGCGCUCCCCCAGGACCCCCAGGGACAGCCACGUCUUCGGCCCUCUUGUCCACAUCCCUGCCAGCCUCCCCCUGAGCUUGGCUCAGCCCUGCCGCCUGCUUCCCGACGUACAGCCUCUGCUCUAAGCGUCCCGCCUCUUGUGACCGCCCAAAGGACCGGUCCUUGUCCCUGCCUCUAGGCGGGCUGAGUCCUCCCCCAGGGCUGGUGGACGGGGGCCUGGUUGGGGGUGAAGGGGACUGGCCCAAGGUGCCGGUGAGUGAGCGGCAACCUUGGGCCGCUAUUGGGCUAUUGGCCUGGCUGCCCAGCGGGUGCCCGAGUCCCUGCCCUUGCUUCUGGUCCAGGACACUGUCAUUGCUCCGUGCAUCUGAGGUCAGCCGCGAGCUGUCCCUGGCCUUCCAGAAAGCGUGCGAGGGGCCAGCCCCCGUGGGGGCUGACAGAGAAGACGGCUUUGCCAGCUGCAGGCACGGGGGGCGCUGCCCCCAGGUGACACAGGCGGGAGCCUGGUGCACAGUGGGCUCGGGGAAGACCCCAGGCCAUAGGGGAGAGGCUAGCAGGUGACCCCCAAAGGUGCAACAAGGGCUGUGGGACCUGCGGGGCCAUGGUCCCUUCCUGGUGGGGCAGGAGGGGUUCUUGGCUGCACAAGGCACACGGGAUGGGGGAGGGGCAUGGGGUGUUGCUGGGGGCCAUCCUGUCUGUGCCCAGCGUCCACCAGUCCCUCCAGGAGUAGAGCAGGGGCAAUGGCCCUGUCUGCUGGGACCCCAGAGAGGCGGCAGGUGUGCGGGGGAUGCCGAGGGCGUGCAUGGCCCCUGCCCUCAACAGAGCUUCCUAGCGUCAGGGGAGGCCAGCAUGAAGCAGGCAGCCGUGCCGAGUGCGUCACACAGAGCUGACGAGGGCUCUGCAGAGUCUGUGGAGGACGGGUAGUAUGGAAAAGCUGCAUGGAUUCUGAUUUUUUUAAACCCAAACUUGUCCUUCGAUUCCAUUUUCCCAUGCACUUUGUGAAGUUCCCGAGUGUGGGUGCCGGGCACGCCCGAGACUCCCCUGAGGAGGGGCCCUGUGGGUGGGCAGCCUUGGAGGCAAGGAGAAGGAGCUCUCUAGGCAGAGCAGUGGCACCAUUGCCCCAGUUAGCAGUGAGCACAGUGAGCUGGCCGCGGGGCACGGAUCCGCACUCGGGUCUGCUCAGCAGGUCCCCCCAAGGGACAGCCAGGCGUUGGCGAUGGCCGCUGGGGGAGGAGCAGCUCGGGUGUGGGUUCCGUGCUGGCUGAGCAGGGGGAGCUGUAGCAGACCAGUGUGAGUGGUGGGGGUGGAAGUGUUUGUGCCCCCUGCCCACCAAAAGCCUCCCCUGCUGAUGGAGCCUGGCAGCCCCGGGGCGCUGCCCAUCUGUUUCUCCCCAGGCUCGGGGGCAGGGGCCGGUUGAGCUUUGACCAGUGGUUAUUGCAGGCUCUCCCUUGACCCCAAUCUGGGAAAGUUUACCCGACCCCUGCCAAUCACGGCGGGGGUGGGUGGGGUGGGGGGCUGUGGUCCCACCUCGGACGGCCAUGGGAAGAAGAUGAGAGAGGGACAGGGCUCCUGACCCCACUGCUGUGAGGCUAGUGGUGAACCAGUGGCUAAGGACAGCCUCGUGGGCUCCGCGUCUCCCUUGCUCCCAAGCCUUUGCUUGGACGAGGGCUGUCUGCGGCCUGGCUGCUGAAUUCCAGCACCCUCCUCCCAUGAAGCACAAGAGAGGGCCCAGGAGACUUGGGGUCCCCUUGCAGCCAGUGGAGUCUGUGGCAGGAAGACAGUGAGUUGAAGGUUCAGCACAUCAGGGAGUCCCGGAGCUGGGUCUGGUCCUGCCUGGUGGCUCCUGCCAACCCCAGGGGUGCAAGGGGUGCGAACAUUGAGGGGCAUGUCCCCAAGGGACCAGCCCUGAGACCUCCCCCCCACACUCCAUUCUUCCCUGGUGAUUCUUGGUCUUUAAAGACUCAACGGGUUGGGGGGGGGUCCUAGGUUUUCCCCAUGUAACCAAGAGCCAACCCCUGGGAGCCCCCCCAGCCUUGACAGCAAAUCCCUCUGAUUCUCUAAGGAGCACGAAGAGGAAGUGCCCCUCCCAAGAGUGCAUGGGCAGGUGGACUGGUCAGCUGCCCACCAGCGCUGCCCGGACCUGACGCUCCCUGCUCCCCAGUGCCCACAGCCCUUGUCUGGGUGCCCUGGCCCCUCCCGCAGCGUAACUGCCUGUGUAUAGUACAAAUAUAUAUAUUUUCUAUAUAUAAGAUGUAUAAUAUAAGGCUCCACAAAUAUAUCUGUGUGUGUGUGUGCGGUGAAGGGCGGCCCCACCCAGGGCCCCUACUGUAGCCCCUCCCCUCCGCCACCUGGUUAAGGCUCUCAAGAGUGGACCCAGUGGUCCCGGCCCCCUCCUUUAUGACGUCCAUCCAUGUGUGGUGAACAAGUGAAGGUGGUGACUUCUGGUGACAUAGUAAUAAAGUGAAGACUCAGA